Messenger RNA from Gossypium raimondii (Peruvian cotton), 1396 nucleotides. RefSeq names its product ranBP2-type zinc finger protein At1g67325. Lineage: Eukaryota; Viridiplantae; Streptophyta; Magnoliopsida; Malvales; Malvaceae. The coding region runs from base 154 to 1017 and encodes 287 amino acids. The transcript has 10 exons. The record is from RefSeq and is a predicted model, not a curated record.
GUCUAUUCUUUGUUACCCAUUCGUCACCACAUUUAAUUAUUUUUAGGGCAAAUAAUUCCUCCUAUUUCCUUCACUAUUUCCCUCUCUCUCUUUCGCUCUCCCUUCACGAAUCUUCAAAAUCAUAAUUCAUAUCUCCCUUUAUCGCUGUCUCAAAUGUCUCAGGUUGAUAAUAGAAAUUCUUCAGCUGCCAAGCGUGCUAGAACGGAUGGUAGUCGUAGGGAAGAUGAUUGGACAUGCCCUAGUUGUGGGAAUGUCAAUUUUUCAUUUAGGACUACUUGUAAUAUGCGCAAUUGCACUCAACCCAGGCCAGCUGAUCAUAAUUCUAAAUCUGCCGCCAAGCCUCUACAAGCCCCACAGAAUUAUUCAUCAUCUGCUCCUUACGUAGGUCCUGGUGCACCAUCUUCAAUGUAUAUGGGUGUACCACCUUAUGGGUCUUCCCUCUUCAAUGGUCCUUCUAUUCCUCCAUAUGAAGCUCCUUUUUCUGGAGGAUCAGCUUAUCAUUACAAUUAUGGCAAUCGUCUUCCCGGUGGCAGUCCCUUUCAGCCGUUGCAUAUGUCUGGACCACCCCCUUAUUCUAGUGGCUCUAUGAUUGGAAAUGGUAUCGGUGGGAUGUAUGGCAUGCCUCCUUUGAUGGACCGGUAUGGCUUGGGCUUGCCCAUGGGUCCCCCUCCAAUGGGACCAAGGCCAGGGUUUUUUCCAGAUGAUAAAUUACAGAAAAAGGGUGCUGAUGCUACACGUGAUAAUGAUUGGACAUGCCCUAAAUGUGGCAAUAUUAACUUCUCUUUUAGAACUGUCUGUAACAUGCGGAAGUGCAACACACCUAAGCCUGGACCUCAGGCUGCAAAACAAGAUAAAAAUUCAAAACAAAAAAUGCCUGAGGGAAGCUGGAAGUGUGAGAAAUGUAGCAAUAUUAACUAUCCUUUUAGGACAAAGUGCAACAGACAAAAUUGUGGGGCUGAAAAACCGGCUGAGUCAAAGAAGUCCCCCUCACCAACAGUAAAUGAAAGCGAUCAGUGAGUACUAGGACAUGUUUGAGGGUUGAGAAGGUCCAGAGUCGUCGUCCAGCGUUGCUCAGUAUGGGUGUCUGAAAGUCAGUCUUGUCGUCCUCAUGUUGCUGCGGUUGUCGAGUUACUCUACCUUCUCAUGAUCAGUGUCCAGUUGUAUUAAUGCUAUGGUAUUUCCGGUCUUUAUGGAUCAUAGAUGCAUCAUUGUGUCAGCCAUCUAAUCUGGAAAAUAUUUUAAUGUUGAUUCUGGUUUUAUCUGUUAGUUAGGUUUUGUACUUUGGAAUCAACUCAUUUAUUCUAGUGACAAUGUUACUAUGGACUUAGAUAUGUUGCUACACUUGCCAAGUGGGGAAAAAAAUACUACUGUUGGCUGCACAUUUCUGUUUUUUUCA